CAGGACUGAGCGGAGACCAGCGGCAACAUUUUCUCCUUACAUGAAGCUGAUCUGAGGAUGAAAAAACAGAAUACAGGCUACUGCCGUGAACAUGGGCCUGGACCUGCUCCCAUAAGACGUUACUGGGCCACAGACACACUUCUGGAUUCCCGAAGAUCUCCUUCCUUUGACCCUCAGAGGAAUACAUUACCUGGACCUGGACGGGGACUGGGACUUGGACUUGGACCUGGACUCAGCCUUUCCUACGUCAAGAGAGAUUGGAGGAAUCCAUUAUAUGGACCUGGACAAGGACCUGGACACAGCCUUCCCUACAUGAAGAAUGACUGGUUCAAGCAAACGCAUUUGGAUUUCAGAAGAUAUCCUUCCUCAGCAUCUCUGAGGAAUUCAUUACCUGGAACAGGACCUGGACGAGGACCUGGACCCAGCCUUUCCUACAUAAGGAGAGAUUGGAGAAAUACAUUACCUGGAACUGGACCUGGACCUGGACGAGGACUUGGACCUGGACUCAGCCUUUCCUACGUCAAGAGAGAUUGGAGGAAUUCAUUACCUGGAACUGGACCUGGACCUGAACGAGGGCUUGGACUUGGACCUGGACCCAGCCUUUCCUACAUAAAGAGAGAUUGGAGGAAUCCAUCACCGGGAACUGGACGAGGACUUGGACUUGGACCUGGACCUAGCCUUUCCUACAUAAACAGAGAUUGGAUGUAUCCAAGAUCUGAAGCCAGCUGUGUAUCCAUCAAGACUCACUGGUCCAAAGACAAACUGAUAGACUUCAGACAAUCUCCUUCCUCAGAGUCUGACUCUAACUCUGGAUUUCCAUCCAGCUGUGUGUCCAUGAAGAGUGACCGGUCUAUGGCAGAACCCCCCACCUUUAAAUCAGGACCAAGACCUGCUGCUGAGAGGGUCAGCCAGCAGAGCUCCCAGGUUCUCCGUGGAGGCUCCACCCCUCAGCAUCAAACGCAUCGGGACUCCAUAUUUAUGAUGUUGGAGGACAACAUUGUGACUUUCGUGAAGAAGGAGCUGAAGAAGAUGAAGAAGCUCCUGAGUCCAGAUUACCCAGCAUGCUCAGAGAGUGAGAGGGAGGAUGAGGAUGAAGAGCAGAGGAGCAGCAGAGAGUCAUUUCUGAGGAUCACACUGGACGUCCUGAGGAGGAUGAAGCAGGAGGAGCUGGCUCAGCGUCUGUGGAGAAGAAUGGCUCUUCCAAUCUGUCAACAGAAGCUGAAAUAUGGCCUGAAGAAGAGGUCCCAGUGUGUGUUUGAGGGGGUUGCUAAGCAAGGAGAGUCCACCCUCCUGAACCAGAUCUACACAGAGCUCCACAUCACAGAGGGAGGGACUGCAGAGGUCAAUCAGGAACAUGAGGUCAGACAGAUUCAAACAGCAUCCAGGACAGCAGAAGGAGCAGAGACAAGCAUCAGACCAGGAGACAUCUUCAAAGCCUCACCUGGAAGAUCUCAACCAAUCAGAACAGUGCUGACAGAGGGAGUGGCUGGCAUUGGGAAAACAGUCCUGACACAGAAGUUCACUCUGGAUUGGGCUGAAGACAAAGACAACCAGGACGUCCACUUCAUAUUUCCAUUCACGUUUAGAGAGCUGAAUGUGAUGAAGAAGAAUUUCAGCUUGGUGGGACUUGUUCAUCACUUCUUCACUGAAACCAAAGAUGCAGGAAUCAGCAGCUUUGAAGAAUUCCAGGUGGUCUUCAUCUUUGAUGGUCUGGAUGAGUGUCGAUUCCCUCUGGACUUUGAUCUCACUGAGUUCCUCACUGAUGUUACAGAAUCCACCUCAGUGGAUGUUCUGCUGAUAAACCUCAUCAGGGGGAAACUGCUUCCCUCUGCUCGCCUCUGGAUCACCACACGACCUGCAGCAGCCAAUCAGAUCCCUGCUGACUGUGUGGACAGGGUGACAGAGGUCCGAGGGUUCACCGACCCCCAGAAGGAGGAGUACUUCAGGAGGAGGUUCAGAGAGGAGGAGCAGGCCAGCAGGAUCAUCUCCCACAUUAAGACCUCCCGAAGCCUCCACAUCAUGUGCCACAACCCAGUCUUCUGCUGGAUCACUGCUACAGUUCUGGAGAAGGUGUUGAAGAGCAGAGAGGGAGGAGAGCUGCCCAAGACCCUGACUCAGAUGUACAUCCACCACCUGGUGGUCCAGGCCAAAGUCAAGAAGGUCAAGUAUGAUGGAGGAGCUGCCACAGAUCCACACUGGAGUCCAGAGAGCAGGGAGAUGAUAGAAUAUCUGGGAAAACUGGCUUUUGAUCAGCUGCAGAAAGGAAAGGGGCUAUUCAAUCCAUCUGACCUGACAGAGUGUGGCAUUGAUGUCAAAGCAGCCUCAAAGUACUCUGGAAUGUUCACCCAGGUCCUUAAAGAAGAGAGUGGCCUGUACCAGGACACAGUGUUCUGCUUCAUCCAUUUGAGCAUUCAGGAGUUUCUGGCUGCUCUUCAUGUCCAUCAGACCUUCAUCAACUCUGGAAUCAACCUGCUGGAAGAGAAACAAACAACCAUUCAGCAAUCUCCACAGCAGCCUCAGCUCCACCAUCUCCAUCAGAGUGCAGUGGACGAGGCCUUGAAGAGUCCAAAUGGACACCUGGACUUGUUCCUCCGCUUCCUCUUGGGUCUUUCACUGGAGACUAAUCAGAGACUACUUCGAGGUCUACUGACACAGACAGGAAGUAGCUCACAGACCAAUCAGGAAACAGUCCAGUACAUCAAGAAGAAACUGAGUGAGGGUCUGUCUUCAGAGAGAAGCAUCAAUCUGUUCCACUGUCUGAAUGAACUGAAUGAUGGUUCUCUGGCGGAGGAGAUCCAACAGUUCCUGAGAUCAGGAAGUUUCUCCAGAUAUCUGUCUCCUGCUCAGUGGUCAGCUCUGGUCUUCAUUUUACUGUCAUCAGAAGAAGAUCUGAAGGAGUUUGACCUGAAGAAAUACUCUGCUUCAGAGGAGGCUCUUCUGAAGCUGCUGCCAGUGGUCAAAGCUUCCAACAAAGCUCUGUUGAGCAGCUGUGGUCUGUCAGAAAGAAGCUGUGGAGCUCUGUCCUCAGUUCUCAGCUCUCAGUCCUCCAUUCUGACACAUCUGGACCUGAGUAACAACGACCUGCAGGAUUCAGGAGUGAAGUUGCUCUCAGCUGCAGUGGAGGAUCCAAAUUGCACACUGAAGAGUCUCAGGUUGAGCAGCUGUGGUCUGUCAGAGAGAAGCUGUGGAGCUCUGUCCUCACUUCUCAGCUCUCAGUCCUCCAGUCUGACACAUCUGGACCUGAGUAACAACGACCUGCAGGAUUCAGGAGUGAAGCGUCUGUCUCUUGGACUGGAGAGUCCUCACUGUAAACUGGAAGCUCUCAGUCUGUCAGGGUGUCUGGUCUCAGAGGAAGGCUGUGCUUCUCUGGUCUCAGCUGUGAGAUCCAAGUCUUCAAAACUGAAAGAGCUGGACCUGAGCUACAACCAUCCAGGAGACUCAGGAGUGAAGGAGCUGUCAGCGGCAGUGGAGGAUCCACACUGCUCACUGGAGACUCUCAGGGUGGACCAUGGUGGACAGCAGAGGCUCAAACCUGAUCUGAGGAAGUAUUUCUCUCAACUUCAACUGGAUGAAAACUCAAUGCACAGAAAGCUCAAACUGUCCAACAACAACAGGAAGGUGACACGUGUGAAGGAAGAGCAGCCGUAUCCUCAUCAUCCUCACAGAUUUGAUGUCUGUCCUCAGCUGCUGUGUAGAAAUGACCUGAGUGAUCGAUGUUACUGGGAGGUCGAGUGGAGUGGACAUGUUGAAAUAUCAGUGAGUUACAGAGGAAUCAGAAGGAAAGGAGAGAGUGAAGAGUGUUUGUUUGGAGGGAAUCAUCAGUCCUGGAGUUUGAGCUGUUCCAGUGGAGGCUACUAUAUCAGGUACAAAAACAAAAGAACAUACAUCUCCUCCCCCUCCUCCUCCCGCUCCUCUUCCUCCUCCUCCUCCUCCUCCUCCAUGGGUAGAGUAGGAGUGUAUGUGGACUGUCCUGCUGGCUCUCUGUCCUUUUUCAGAGUCUCCUCUGACUCUCUGAUCCACCUCUACACCUUCAACACCACAUUCACUCAGCCUCUGACUGCUGGAUUUGGAUUCAGGUGUUUUAGGUCCUCAGUGAGUCUUUGUUGUCUGUAGGAAGGAUGGGCUCUGUCUCUGACAGAAGGGAGAAGGACGAGCCUAUCACAAGGUG
Molecule: messenger RNA, 4168 nt
Organism: Salarias fasciatus (jewelled blenny)
Lineage: Eukaryota; Metazoa; Chordata; Actinopteri; Blenniiformes; Blenniidae
Product: NLR family CARD domain-containing protein 3-like
Exons: 19
Coding region: 58-4113 (1351 amino acids)
Molecular function (GO): protein binding
Source: RefSeq, a predicted model, not a curated record